GUACGCUUUAGCGUGCGGACUUACUCGGUACGCAAUCCGCUUCCACUGUUGACGAUCGAUGGCUUAUUUAACGAAAGAGGUGGACAUGUUAAUCACCCGUCUCCAAUCCCCAUCUCCGCAUCUUUCAGAUUGAGGGAAAAAAAUGGGAGAUAAGAAAUCGACGUUGGUGUUGGAUGUUGACCUUGACUGCCGUCUCUGCAACAAGAAGAUCAGAAAAGUUCUCUGCAAAUUCCCUGAAAUCCAGAGCCAGAGUUUUGACGAAAAGCAAAAGAAGGUGACCAUAUCUGGUCCGUUCGAUCCGGAGAAGCUCAUCAAGAAGCUCUAUUGCAAGGCCGGAUGCAAAACCAUCAAAGGCUACGUGAUCCCAAAACCACUACCACCUAAACCGCCCCCACCCCCAGCCGAGCCACCUAAACCGCCCCCGCCCCCACCCCCACCCCCAUCCGAGCCAACUAAACCGCCCCCGCCCCCAUCCGAGCCAGUGGCUAAAGCGGCACCACCCCAACCCGAGCCACAGAAACCGAAACCAGCUCCACCAUGCUUACCCGAGUUCCUUGCACAUGGACCGGUGAAUAUACAUAUUGGGCCGGUCGGACCGCCGUGCUGCUGUAGGCCGUGUUAUGAAGGUCACGAAAGGGAUGGAAUUUGUACGAGGGGUGGGGGCCACUAUGACAGUAGCUAUCGUUUCUUCUGUGAAGAGGAACCAAUGUGUAAGACCAUGUAA
Magnolia sinica is the source of this 724-nucleotide messenger RNA. RefSeq names its product protein PYRICULARIA ORYZAE RESISTANCE 21-like. Bases 143 to 724 code for a protein of 193 amino acids. Gene Ontology annotation, biological process: regulation of defense response to fungus. The transcript has 3 exons. The record is from RefSeq and is a predicted model, not a curated record. Gene Ontology annotation, molecular function: metal ion binding. NCBI's taxonomy places the organism in Eukaryota, Viridiplantae, Streptophyta, Magnoliopsida, Magnoliales, Magnoliaceae.